GGUUAUGAAUAUCAUGCGCGUGCUGGAACGCCCGCUAGUGGCGCAGAGAAAGGAACGACUGCAAGUGUACAGCGAUGUGUACGCACAUGUUGAGGAACCACGAAGAAGCGAGUUCUACUGGCUGCAAAAAGAAAACGCAGAGCAAGUUUACCGCUACCGAGAGCUGCGCAAGAACAAGGAAAAACUUCUCAACGACACCUACAAGCAUUAUCUCCACCAACAGAGCUUGGACAAGUACGGUCUAUACUACGAAGGCCAAGACGUGAACUACAGGCUCCAAAUAAGCGUUUCAGUACCUGUGUUCGACCACACUACACUCGAGAAUAUAACAAUAAAACUGGAUGAGGAGAAUCAGAGAAACGCUACAAGAACGUACCCGGUGAACAGAUUACUUGGCGUAGCCGGGAUCGAUAUACCUAUCGAUCACCUGAAGCUGAUAUUGCCUUAUUAUCAGCUCGGGCCUGGCGGCGUACUAUUCGUGAUUGAUCAUCGCGGUAACAUCGUCUUGCAUGACAACCUUAAACCUGUCUUUGAUGGCGACCUCCUGAAACCUGGUUAUCGGACAGUAGAUAUCAUAAACCUGGAACAGCCGGCUAAAGAACACGCACCAAGAGACUAUCCGGAAAAAUGGUUGGAAUUUCGGCAUUCGCUCGUAAUUCAACAUCCCAGAGGCAUCCGAGUGAUGCAUGGAAAGAACGUAUACGAAGAAGGAAUGCGAGCCAGCUUGGAACAAAGAGAAUACCACUGGAAGAGGGUUACUGACCAUUACGUUGUGGCGGUAGUACUACCACCGUAUGGGCGAUACCAUGCAGUUCCUGAAGGACAGUUCACGCAACAGAUCGCUCAGGAAGCAUUGAAAACGUUGACGAGAAGUGACUUUGCAGUUAAUCCAGACUGGUUGUACUGUAAGCACGUGGAGCCGCACUUUGACACGCCCGAAGCGGAGGUGCUGCACUUCAUCCGAAGACGGAGCGACGAGCCAAACUUCGCAAUGAAGAAGCUCAAGCACCUCUUUUCACCACUAGAGCCCGCUUUGUUGGACAAGACUUACCAAUGUAACGAAGAACUGAUAGCGAGGCUUUGCAGAGAAGCCGUCGCCACCAGCAAGUGGAUGGAGGACCACGAAGACUUGGAGUGCACUACCUGCAAACUGGGCUCUGUUACAGCGUUCUUCUCCAGUGAGAGCGGGUUAACUCGGUGGCGCCACUAUCACAUCACGAGCCCGCACGCGCCGCCUCCGUCUGGGGGAGCUUGGCCUCACGGGCCGGCCGAGCCGUGGUACCGGCGCGCCGUCGCCGCCGGCGCAGCUGAGCUGUUGGUUCACGCACCGGUCACGCCGGUGCGCAGGAUGCGCAAUACUGAGGCUAAACCGCCUGAGGUGGGGACUCGAGGAGAAUGGUUAACGGCUGCAAGGGUGGUGGGCUCCGAUAAGGGCGUGAUAGGCGUCGCCGGCUUCCACUUCCACCCGCAGCAUUUUGAGGAUCUACUUGUAGCUGUUACUUACGAUCCAUGCGACGAAAAAGAUGAAGACUGCAAACCAACCUGCGACGGUAAAAUCUGGUCGUGCGUGAUCAUCGAUGAGGGUGGAUGGAUCGUGGCUGGAGGCCCCUCGCCUGCUGACGAGGACAACCCAUCCUCCGAAGACCCCAUCAGGUUACACCUGGCGACGGCCUACCCAACCGCCAUGGCUGCGCUGGUCAAAGCCAAGAUAUUCACGGUCAAUUGGCUGCACGAUUACCAAGGAGUCUGCUUCAAUUACGAAGAGUCAUCCGCAUCCAUGGUGUUGCCAACAUUGCUGAAAUCAAUAUGGCGCAGCGUCUAUCUACUAAUUACCGUUGCACAAGAAUUGGUGACAUUAGUGGCAGUGUUAAGUUCAAGUAACACAGCGUAUGCCGACACCCAAAAGGAAAGAGACAAAAGACGUAACCGCGUCCGACGCGACUUUGAAAGGGAAAAGUACGACCGACUUUACGACGAACGAGUGCUCGUCAACAGAUCUCGCUUCGCAGCUUGCGAUAGAUCGCGGCCUAUGUACGAAUUGCAGCGCACACCUCAAACGAUGGAAUACCUCCGGCGCGGAGCGUCGCUAUGCAGCUGGCCGCUAGUUGGCGCUCCCGUGCCCGGCACCAACCUGCUGCUGUUAGCUAUCUACACGCGCUGCCGCUACCACGAGGACCCUGUGCACGACCCGCUCGUCAAUAAGCCGGUGGACGUAGACAAACUGAUGGGCGACCAGAACUGGGGAAAGAUGUCAAAAGCAAGCAGGCUUGCGUGCUUCAGAAACCGCGUGCCUUUGCUCGGCCGCCCGCCGCGCGUCACUUGCUUCCAGCACAACUAUACGGAGGAAGAGGGAUACCGCCAGUGCGGCCCCUGGCUGCCCGACCCGGAACCAGAGGAGGAAGAAAGCACCGGCUCAACUUCAAAUGCACGUCAUCAACUCUCUGUGCUAUUGAAACUACUGUUCCUAUUUACAUUAUUUACAUACGUAUAAAAUGCCAAUUUGCUACAAUCUAUUUUAUGUUUAAAUAAAAAGAAUGAUAAUUUCCCAAUAACUUGUUUAAUUCAGUUAUAUACAUAGGUUUUGGUUCGGAAACAGCUAUAAUACUGAUCAUUGCUACACUGGAAUCAAAGGAGACUUCCGUCUGGCAGUAUUGCCAAAUUAUUACUAUUGUUACUGCAUAUAGGUACUUACGAAUACGAUUUACAUUUUACUCACUUGUGUUUCACCUUAAAUUUAAAAUCAUCAUCUACAAAAUCAUACUUUAAGAAAAAAAUAUGCUUAGACAUUUUAAACAACAUUCAAAUAUUAAUAAUAAAUUAAUUUUAUUUAAGGCUUGAUAUAAUCGAAAAUAAAAUGAGAGGGGUCUUCUACUUGAUCAAAGUACUCAAUAUUGUUUAUUUUAUGAUUAAAAUAUUAUUUUAUACAACCGUUAUUUUAAUACUUACAACCCUGAAAAUUCAGACUAUUAAUAAUCCUAAUUUUUCAUUUAUAACGGUCUAAAUCGAACAUCUUAUCUAUCCAACAAAAUACAAUAAAUAUACAUUUGGCAUGCGUAAAAUAAAGGAAAAUUUGUAAUAUCUUAAUACAAGUAUUUAUUUUGUUACAACAUGAAUCAUCUAAUUUAAUACAUAAAUAUUUUAUUUAGACAAAAAUAGAUCCGUGGAUAAUUUUAUUAGAGUAUACAAAAUGCUAUGUUAAUUGUACGUAACUGACGUUAAUAAAUUCAAUAUUUUGUUAAAAAUACCAACUUUGAGCUCAGCAUCUAUACGCGAGUACCAAUAUCUACACAAUUUCAAAACCACGCCAUAAAGGUUUACUUUGGUUGAACCAUGCAUUAAUACAGGGCUGAACCAUCACAACAAAAAUGUACCAUAUUUAAGGAGCUUUUUAGUUUAUCGUUUGCUUGCGACUCAAUUUCAGGAAUAUAAUUAUGGAGACAAGUUUUAGUAUAAUUCAAAAUUAAUAAUUCCAAAGUCUACCUAUCUACCUUACUACGAUCCAAGUAGAAUUUUGAAUUUGAGUUCAUUCUCGAAAUUUCCUUGUAUUCAGUUCUCAUUUGGCACCAUUUAUCCUAGUAUUAUUACUCUAUAAACGUCAACUUUUCAAUAUUUUUGCCUAAGAGAGCUUUAUUAAUUUUUGAACAGGAUAAUUUCAACACCAAUUAAUGUUCCUUUGAAAAUUACGACAAUUUAUACUCUAUGAUAGAAUCUGUUAAUGGCUACCUAAA
This is a messenger RNA of Ostrinia nubilalis (European corn borer), 3728 nucleotides long. Its product is annotated as voltage-dependent calcium channel subunit alpha-2/delta-4-like. NCBI's taxonomy places the organism in Eukaryota, Metazoa, Arthropoda, Insecta, Lepidoptera, Crambidae. The record is from RefSeq and is a predicted model, not a curated record. The transcript is spliced from 19 exons. Bases 5 to 2491 code for a protein of 828 amino acids.